AAAUUUUUCGUAUAAAAAGUAUUAGUGAUGCUUUAAAAUAAAUGUUUAGUGGUAACAGAUAUACGUACAACAUAACAAACACAUAGCCGGAUUACAAUGGUCCAUCGUAGAAGUUCUUCAAAUAAUAAUCUAGAGACAAAUUGUAUUGUAGAAGCCAAUAACCAUGAAAACGUUAGCGAAGGAAAAACAAGUGAAUCCGCAAAUGUCCAGCCAAACAAAAGCAAUGAACAAUCGAGUAACUUAGAGGAUGAGUCGACGAACGAUGGGAACAAGAAAACCGACGAAAUUAACAAAUCCAGCAACAAAAAAAGUUGUUCUCCGAAAAAUAAUAACAUUAAAGACGCUGCCACGAACAUAACGACAAAAAAUUCACACAAGACAAGACUGAAUGCCGAACACGAAAGUUCUGCGAGUACAAACAGUAAAAAUGGCACGACAAAUGAUGAAUUGGAGAAAGAAACACAAGAGCGCAAAUCAUCGUCCACGAUGGAUCGCGGUGACCGAGAAGAUAUAGUUACGCCAAAAAAGGAGGAAGAUAUCGAUGACUCGAAUACUAGUUUAAUCAGCAGUUCAAAGGGAAUUAUUUGUAGCUUGCCGUUAGAACGGUUAUCGGGUAUCUUGGGUUCAUUGACACAAUCGAAGGAAAACUCCAACAAAAGUAUCUUAGAUGUGCAGAAUCACAACAAAAUUCUGUGUCUCUAUUGUGAUCGAACAUUUUCCAGUCAAAAGUUACACAUAAAGCACACGGAGCGCGCCCACAAACAAUCCGAGGGACGGCGUUCCAGUAUUCGAAACACCAACACAUCGAACAACAAUGGUAUCUCAUCAAGUUCGCCAACGUCAUCGACGGCAGACGCAUUUUCAGGAUGCUCUUUUUGUACAAGUAACAAGCUCUCGCCCAUGGUAGCCGAUGAUCUCGAUGUACUUUUUAAUCACAUUGUCGAAGCACACAAUGACAAAUAUUUUGCGUGUCGCGAAUGCACGACACGAUUUGUCAAUGAAGACAACUUGAACAAUCAUCUAAAAAAUGUCCAUAAUCAAGAGAUACCUCAGAAAAGGCCAUCGCUUCCCGUCACAAAACCACUGAGCGUGAUUGUGGAUUUCGAGGAUGAAAUAAUUGCACGAAUGCAGGCUUCUAAACGUGACAUGGAUGAUGUUCGGCUAACGAGAAACGCGGCAAAAUCAAUGCAGGAUUCUCAUUUGUCGGCCAAGGAACAGAUGUUGAUGCGAUUAGGAAUUGCUCAACAUCGUUCUCCCCGUACUCGGAAAGGUGCAAAAAAUCGUCGAGGUGCGCCAUCAGAAAGUACGCCACGUUCUGAAACAUAUCGCCCAAGCAGAUCUCGUAGCGGUCGAACUUCAGCUACCAAUCUCAAUGCAUCAGAAUCCAAUGAAUUUGUCAUUCAACGUACCAAAAAUGAGGUUCUGAAUUGCACGUUUGACGAAGAUUUCUAUGAGACAGUCAGUAAUAACGUUAGGCUAAAUUUAAGUUGUCACCUUGAUGGAAAGUUGAAUAGCAAUCCAACGGAACCUAGUCCUCUGAGUCCUGUUGCUGUAUGCCCGACAGUAAGAAGCACAGUUGUGCAUAAUCCGCAAGUUACCGAUAGCGAAAUUCACGAAGCAACAAGUUUAUCGACGAAUACGGCUUUCCCAACGCUACUGACAGCCGAUCAGUAUGGCAAGAGCGUGAGUGCAUCAAACAAGUACAAAAAACCAAUGACGAAAAACUCCUGGAAAUGGAAAUGGGACUUGGUGAAAAAAUACAAAUAUGUGAAUGAAGGCGGAAAGAUUGUGAAGAAAGUUAAACAACCAACUAGUGGCUUAAGAGAUUUGUCUAAAUUAGAUAUGUGGACGCAGUUAGUGAUGCGAAAGAAACACGAAGAUCUGCUGGCAACGAAAGAAUCAGAUACGAGUAGUAAAGACGAGGCCAAUUGCGCUGUGCGCACAGAAAAACGACGGAUAGUUGAACAAUUAAAUUGCAUUUUAGACAAAAGGCUGUUGCCUCAAAUUAAUGUUGAACAAGAUGAACAACGUGUUAUCAAGAAAGAUCCCGACGAAGAUGAACCAAAAGAACAACCGUCAACUAGUUUCGCCAGUAAAAAAGAAGACAAAGAUUAUAUCCCAGAAAUUCUGAAGCUUCUACCAUCGCAACAAACGACCAAAAGUAAAUUGAUUUUAAGUGGUGAAUGGGCUCGUCCUCGAUGUUAUAUUUGUUUUUGCUGUGGCGCCAAAUUUGAUACUAUUAAACAUCUGGAAGAGCACAAAAGUGGAAGACAUCCGCACACAAGUUGUACGCAUUACGAAGUGGUUGGUCGAGAGUUGAUUGAAAAACAAUUUUUCAACAACUUUUAUUUACCAACAAAAGCCUUAGAAUUAAAUGAUCUUAUAAAACAUGGACCUGUUAACGUGACGGAAAAUGAAAUUGUUGCUCGCUUAAAGGAAAAAGAAACCGCGAUUUCUGUUGAAGACUCAAUGGAUAGUGUCACAUCAACAUCUGUCAGCGUUGUUACAACUAAUACUACAGAAACAGAUAGUAACACAAAAUCUUCCAGCAAAACAUGCACAACAUCUUCAUCGUCUGUCCAACAGUCACCGCUGAAGUCAGCAUGUAGCAAGUGCAAUAAAGAUACCAACAGUUUACUUGAUUUGCACAGACACAUGUUGGAUUGUUCUGGCGAUUAUGCUUGGGCUCAAGUGAAAAAACGACUAAAAUAUCGUCGAUUACUUGGAAAGAAACGACGUGUAGUUCGUGGGAUGAAUGUAGUUCGACGUCCUAAAUCAACUUCGAAAACUGAUGACGACAAGGAAGACGAAAAAGAAGAUACUGAAAGUCCGAAGCCAAAACCUCCGCCAACGCCAAAAGUUCGACCUAGUGAUGCUGAAUCUAUCCAACGAAUGCUCGAGAAUCUACCACCAAAGCGUACAUGUCGUCAAAUAUUAUCACUGAACAAUCAAACAAUUCGUCGAAAGAUACAAUCAAAGGCUAUGCAACCUCAAAUAACGUUGAAGAAAGAAGAUUUCGAUAGUACUAAAGUGCAAAAUAAUAAAAAGAGUGAUUCUAGUCAAAAAACCGAAAGAAAAAGCUUACGUUCAUCGGCAUCUUCAACUUCAAGUGGUAGCUCGAAAGAAACAACUCCCGUAAAAGAUGUUUCUCCAUCCAAUUCCAAUCAAAAGAAAGGAUUUAUGAAACAAGUGCAUGCUAAAGCAAAAAGUGUCAUUCGAAAUUUAUCAAAAACAUUUUCCAAGUCUCCGACAAAACGAAACACGCGUAGUUCAAAUAACAAUUCUCCUGAAAUGAUCAAAGAUGAAGAAGAAAAGACACCGGAAAUUCAAGAAAAAGAAAGUACGAAAGAAAAAGAAAGUUCGAAAGAGAAAGAAAGUACGAAAGAAAAAGAAAAUGUAGAAGGAAGUGUUAAUGUUAAAAAUGUAGAAGCUAAAGAUGAAGAGCCAAAUACUGAAGAAUCAAGAGACGUUUUAUCUGAUAAAAAAGAAACAAAAGUUAAGGAUUCCUCAAGUGACAAAAUUGAUACGACUUCAACAAAUAAUGAUCAAAGUAAAAAGAAAGAUGAGGAAACAGCAGUUCAGGAAGAAGAAAAAGAAUCAGAAUCUAAAACCGACCAUAAAAAAGAAGAAGUUGUCCAAGACAGCGUUCAAAAGACUGAUGAAGCUAUUGAAAAGGCUCCAUUGACAACAGAAUCCGUAAUAGAGCCAAAAGUACCUGAAAUUACCUCUGUAAAUAAAGAUGAAAAUUCAAAGAAUUUACCUGCCAAUCGUCGAAGUAAUAGAAGAAAGGGACAAGCUCGAAAAUCCAUAUGCAGUGUUGAAAAAGAUUUUGAAAAUGAAUUUACCGAAGAGAAACAACCUGCGAUUCAAACCACAUCGAGUAAAAUAAACCCUGAGCCAAAAAUUUUGCCUCAAAAGAAUGUUAUCAAUUUGUCACUUGAAAAUGUGCCUCCCAAGAUUCCUGCUAAUACCCAACUAACAAUUACAGUCAGUCCUCAACCAGGAAGUUCGUCAAGCUUACUGACACCAAUUAGCGGUCCAAAUACAAAUGUUGCCGAGACUUCGUUCACACCACUCGCCUCGCCUGCUUUACGAACAUCCACAGAAAAUCUUCUAAAAACACCUCCAGGAAAACGAAAGCCCAAAAAGUUAACAGAUUGUAUUGCUAUGUUGACUGGAAAGUUGCAACAUCAACAACCAAGUCCUGUUAUUGAGCCGAGUCCUAUUGUUGAGUCAAGUACUGCUCUUGAACCGAUUUCGCCUCCAAUUUUAAGUCCUGCUCACAAGGAAGUUCCAAAAAUGAUCGUUACGCAAGUCGAACCGAUGCAUAAUGAUCCAGAACCAGAAUUGGAAGCCAUGGAUUUAAGUGCAAAGUCUCGACCUAAAAGCCCGAAUCAAGCUCCAAUUACUUGGACUGCAGAUGGAGUGUUGGAUUUAUCUAAGAAACCAGCAAUUCGGCAUUCUGUUGAAAAUAUGAUAAGUCCUGUUAGUCAUCGUUCUUCGAUGUCGCCGUCAUUUAUGUCACCUCCGCCUCCUCAAAUUACUGAGCCGUAUGUUACGAAUAAACAUCAAAGCUUCAACUCAUCAUUUUCAUACUCGUUGCCAAAUUUGACGCCGCCAGUCAGUGAUUAUUCAAAAAAUCAAUCGUCAAGCAGCAGUAACAAACGAAAAUCAAGCACACCAAAAGUCAAAGAACCCGAAAUAUUGAACUAUGAAAUGCCGUCGAUGAUGGGAUCUCCUCCAUUAGAUUUACCUCCUGCAGCAGUCUUAAGCAUGAUAGGUUUGGGUGUUCCGGCAAUCACGAUUCCUUUGCCACUUCCAUUGCCAUUCCAACCGCCGCCGCCAAUGAAUUUAAUCGAUUUUGGACCUCAGCAAACAUCAACGCCAUUAGUUUUACCGGAAAUAAGUACUCCCAGUAACUCAAGUAGAUCGUCUUCUUCCCGACGUAGCAAACCAAAACCACGAAAUUUGCGUAAUGAGACCGAAGUGCACGAAAACAAAAAUCGAAGUGUGGAAAUACCUUCAGUUUCGGAUCAAAAGACGCCAGGAACAAAAUAUUCAUCGAUUGACACGAUUGUUGAUAGUAUUGAAGCCGUUAUAAAGCAAUCUGCCAUUGAAGCAGAAUCAAGUCAAAAAUGUGAUGCAUCAAUUGUUCAAUUUUAUGAAGCUUCGAGCGUUUCUAAAAAUAAGAGCAAAUCCAUUGAACAAACAAAAUCGAACAAUGUUGAAAUUCAAAAGCCCUCCGAAACUGAAAAUGUUGCAGAAGUAAAAGAAACCAAUAAAGUAGAGCAAUCGGAAAAAGAACAAAAAACUGAUUCUGUUGAAAAGGCAACCAGUGAUACAACAAAAACAGAUAAAACUGAAGAGAAUAAAGAACCUAAAGUUACAACUUCAAACGAAUCAAAAUCUAAAAAAUCGGGAAAAACAAAUAAGGAGCAGAUAAAGCCAACACAGAAUGCUGAAACGCCUGCACAUAUCAUUUCAAAAGAUACAGACUUUGAAGAGCUAAUAGAUCAAGUUCGAUCUCCUCCAUCUGGAGAGGGUCUCAAUAAAACUGACGACGAGAAAGAUAUGCCAACUGAAAAGCCAACAGAGGAAGAUAACGUUAAAGCAUCCAAAGCAAAAGCAAAAAAGGGUGGCAAAAAGAAAGUUUCUAUAGAAAGUCCCAAAAAGGAUAAAAGUUUGAAUGAAGAACCAAAGAAGAAAGACUCCAUUACAGAGAAAACGACAAAAUCAACUGUCGUGGAAGAUAUUGCAAAUCAUAAUAUCGAAGAAAAAGAAGAAUUAGUUGAAAAAGAAGUUGCAACCAAGAAAUCCAAGGAAGCAAAUGAUUCAAAGAAAAAUAAAAAUAAUACAACAACUCGUAAGACUGUCGAAAAUAAGCCGCUUGAUGACAUACAAUUAGCUCGAAUUGGUUAUCGAAGAAAAAGUAUUCGUUUACUGGGUAUAGAUCCAGACUUGACAAAGUUCGACGAUGAGCCAGCAGAUGAACCUGAACCAAAGCCUGAUAAGGUUUCAAAGAAAAAGUCAUCUUCUAAUUUGGUUGAAAAGGAAUCAGAACAGCGCCAAGAAGAAACAGAAAAUUUAUCAAUACCUGAGCCUGAAGUACGCAAAAGUCCUCGUAGAUCACAAAGACAAGAGAAACCUGCUCCAAGUCCAGUUGUUGAAGCUUUGGACAAUCCAAGUGAUGAUGAGCCGUUGAGUAAAAAAGUAACUUCCAUGGAAAAAAUCAAGAAGUCUCCAACAAAGAAAAUGCCGCCUAAAAAACGCGACAGUGCUCGAAAAAUAGUUGAUUCACCCUUACCAGACACCGUCAUGGAAGUUACUACUCCUUUGAAUAACAAAGUAGAACCUAUAACAAUGGAAACUAAUGAAAUGAAAGAAAACUCAGAUGUUAGUGAUAAGAAAAGAGUUCAAGCAAAAUCGAAAAAAGUCAAAGGCAAAGUAGAAGAUACAAAACCGUUAGAAAAAGAAAAUAAUGAAUCCAUAAACGUUGAAGAAAAACCAUCCGAUGAUAGUGUUGCGAAGGAAGUGAAGAAAAUCAACAAAAGAAAAACCAAAACAUCAAAAGAGGAUUCAAGUAAAAUCGAUGAUAAGAAUGUUGAAAAGUUACCUGAAAAUAUUGAAGAAGAAAAACCUGAAGACAUUCCAAAAGAGUCUCAUGAUCUAAAAGAAGAUGACAAAGACAUCGAAUCAGAUAAAUUGAUAGACAAUGAGUCGUUAAAAGAGAAUCAACUGAAAACGGUUCAAAAAGCAAGAAAGAAGCGUAAAAACGAACUAGCAGCUAUUAUUGCAGAUCAAUUGCUAGAAAGCUUCAAAGAAGUUGAUAACUCAAGAAAAGACGAAUUGAAGAUACUGCACGAUCUCUCAUGCGAAAAGAACGAGAACAAUGACGAGCUGUUAGUGUCUGCUAUAAGAACCACUCCUGUUCCACGAAGAAAAGCAGCUGCAAAAGCUAAAGAUGCCAUGGAAAGUGAGAGUGAAAGUCGUAUAACGUCACCCAUACGUAAGAAAGUAGAACAAACUCCAAAUGAAAACAUAAAGAAAAAGAGCAAAGAAGAAAAAGAUAGCAAAGAACUAUUGAAAGAAGAGAAACAAGUCGAAGAAAAGAUCGUAGAAGCAAAACCAGAGGAAGAAGUUGUUAAAAGUUGUGACGAUAAACCAUCUGUUUCCGAAACAAUUGAAAAAAUCGAAGAUAAGCAAAAGGAUGUAAAUGAUAAGCCACCUGCUAACAAAAAGGCAAAGAUAAACAACUUAAAGAAGAAAUUUGUCCCACCUCCUGUAUCGAUUCCAACGUUCAUUGACGACGAAGAAAUAUCAUUCAAACGUACCACCAGAAAACAAUUCGCACAAGAAAUUGCUAUUUUAAAUCAAAUGAAACAAGUGGCAAACAAAUCUGAACCCACCCAAGUAGCAAAAGUCAACGAGCCUGAAGUACGCACAGUGAUUGAAGAAAACACGACUGAAGUUGUACCAAAUACCGAACUUAAGGAAACAACAAACACGGUUAAAAAAGCGGAGAAGAAAGAAAAACAAAAACCGUCUACUGUAUCCGUAUUAGAUAAUUCCAAAUCAGAUCCCGAUGACGACAUAAGUUUAUCAGAAUUAUCAGGCAGACCAACGAUUCGUACCAGAAAAUUGUCAAUUGAGCUCGAAGACAUCAGUGUUAUCCAUGAGAAAAAGAAACUUGAAGAAAAACUCAUUGAUGAAUCUGCUAAAAUUGUAAAUGAUACUAAAACAUCAAAGAAAAUCAAAACUAAAGUGAACAACAAAAAGUCAAAUUUAAAAGAAAAAGAUGAAAUAGAAAGUUCUAUAACUGUGCAAGAAAAUAAAAACUCAAAAUUAAAUAAUCAAAAAGAAAGUAAAAAAGAAGAAAAAUUAGUACAUAAAGUAGUGAAUGACGAACAUAAAUCAGAAAAAAGUGCACCAACAAAUAUUACAAAGUGUGUAGAAAAGAACGAUUUGGAAAUUAGUAAAGAAAAAGUUGUGAACAAUUUGCAUAAUAAAAGUAAAGAUCUACCUUCAGUUGAUCUGGACAUCACCGAGUCUUUAGAAAAAUUAGACAAAACAAAGAAAGCUACCGAAAGAAAUGCUAUUCUUUCUGAUUUGUUUGAUCAUUUGAAAGACGAUGUGAAAAAGUCAAACGAUGCUGAUUCGAGUGGAUUUGAAACGGAUAUCAGCAAGAAUUCAAGUAAUGUGUCGACGAAAGUCAAACAAUCGAAAAAUAGCAAAAAAUCUAGUAGCAAUAAAAAGAAUGCACAGAAAGAAGAAAGCAAUGCAGAAAAGCUCAAACUACAUCUGGACUCAGCAAAUGGUGCUUCUGUUGAUAAAAUGGCAGCUCUGAAUAUUUUCUGCAAAGGAUUAAAUAUUCCCAUUGUGGAAAUGACGGAUCCACAUUCAACGCCAAUUUCGCCAACAAAUAGCAGUAACAGAAGUGUCUUUCUUCGACCAUCUGCUCUUGACAAAGUUUUGGAUAACAAAAAUGAAAUCGAAGCCUCUAAAGCAUCACUUGAACAGGAAUCUCCCAAAAAAUCUGUUGAACCAAAACGAACGUCACUGCGGAACAAGAGAUCAUCGAUCGAUACACCUCCAGCUGAAACAACUAAAACACCCAAGAGACGAAAUUCAGUGCGCUUAGAAAAGGAAACUAAGUUAAAGUCGCCAAAAUUGAGUGAUUUGAUUGAAAACUCACGUGAUUCUGAUUUGUAUACUCCCAGUUUUAAUGAGAUUGGAUUCAACGAUGAUGAGCUCGAUGAAUCAUCGCUAAAGAUUAACGAAAUUGUCAACAAUCUCAUCAAUACGGCAGAACUUUCAGAGUCAGACGACGAAAAACUUCCACUUACGCAAAAACCAUCAAAGACAACUAACAAGAAACGUGUCAGCAUCGAAGAAGUUCCAACGACAAUUUUCACCGAUAAAAAUGAAAGUGUGUCAGACUAUGAAGAUAAUGGAAAUGCAGAUGCACUUGACAUGGAUAUGGAUGAUGAUUGCAGCGUAAUAACGGACUACACAAUUUGUCGAAACGAGUCUGAAGGAAAAAUUGGUUCGAGAAUUCCGAGAAAACGAAAGUAUCGCAAAUCUGUGCUCUACAAAAAGCGCAAGGCAGUGAGAAAGGAAUCCACCGAAACUAAUGAAGAGUUCAAUUGUAACAUCUGUAAAAAGACCUUUAAGAAAGCUGAUGGUUUGUCAAAGCAUAAAACAACUUUGUCACAUAUCGCAAAGCUUUCCGAGAUCGAGUACUUGAUGGCGCAGAAAGAAAAAGAAAAUGCAGAACUUGAGAAACCAGUGCAUCGAGAACUUACUCCUGAGCCAAAGCAAUCAGUGAAAGACAUGCUUCUCAAUGAGCGUCCCGAAUCGCCAAUCAUUUCAAAACCAAACACACCUGACAUUCUAAUUCCCGGAUAUUCACCAACAAGCUCUCCAAUGCGCAGAAUUUCUCGCUCACCUAUGCGAUCAAUUCUGUCACCUGGCGGAAUUGAGCCAAUAUCAUCGCCCGAACACAUUGAACCAAAUUACGAUCGUCAAAACUCAUUGAUUCGGAAGGCACCUGACAACUCACGAGUGCAGUUAAAUUCGGAAGAACGUCUCUUCUAUGAAGUUUGUUCCAUGUUAAAAAGCACAAAGUCCAGCAAAAGCGCUUCACAUUUCUCUUCAGUCGUUAAAGGAAACGAAAGUAAUUUUGCAAACACUCAACAUCAUAUCGGAUAUUCAGUUAAAUCUCCGCCAACUCACUCUCGUAGCAGUCCCAAAGCAGCUUUUCCUAAAAGUGACAUCAACCAGUUCAGUGACAUCUCGUCUGAUUCAAAUCCGAAUGCUUUUCGUCGACAAGGAAGAUCAUCGAAAGGGAAAACAUUCGCUAAUUAUGUGUCACAAAAUCAUUUGGAUUCCGCUGCCAUGGAAAAUAAAAAUGCAAUUAUGAGAGAAGAGUUUUACGAUAGCUUCUCCGAUAUGGGUGACAGUUUCCAAUCGUCGCAUAACGACAGUGACAAUGAGAUAAUUCCAUCAAAGAAACAUUUUGGCUCAACUUUGCUGGAUAAACGACCAAGUAACAACCAGAAAUUCAUUGACUCAGAUAAAGAAUCACCUAUUUCUUCGCCAAACUUGGAAACAAAGGGUGCUAAUGCGGUUUAUGCUUCAUCACUGCAUUCAACUGCUUCUUCGAGAAAUUCAAAUAUCUCAAAAAUCAAGACAAAGGCAGCUAUGAAAGGAUUUGACAACUUUAAAGUUUCAAUUCCAACGACAGGUCUUGAUAUGGAUAACGUAAAGAAAGGAGAUCCCAUUCCAAAUACGUUGAACUUGAAGAUAAACUCGAGUAAAAAGGCGAAAAAAUCAAAGGAAAAACCGCCUGCUAAACGAAUGUUCAAAACCAAAGCCCAAAAACCGAAAACCGUUAAAUCAACACAAAACAACAAGAAUUCAAGUGUAGCUGACAGCACUUCAAAGGACAUUUAUGCUUUUGAUGACUCUCAAGAUUCAGCUGAUAAACCAUUAAAGGACACUUUUAGAGCAAAACCUCCAAAGGCAAGUUCAAAACCUGCUUCAGAAAUCGAUAAAAUCACCGAUACUCCGGUAAAACCAAGUACGAUUGUGCAAAAUGAGGAAAGUCAACAAUCGAGUACCAGUUUUUCGGACAGAGAUGAUUUUGUCUAUGGCGAUAAUAAUCCCGAUAGUUCUGUAUCGAGCAGUGAGUCAUCCAGCGAUUCAUUUACUUCAAUAAAUACCAAAACAAAAGAACCGAAGAAGCCCGAUCCAGCCAAUUUGCAGAAAAAGUCCUUGAUGAUGGCAAAAAUUUUCAGUAAGAAGAAGGAUAAUGGUCCCAAACCAAAAGUUCCGGAAGCUAAAAACACAAGUGCGAAACCAAAAAUCGAUCGAGACAAGCUUUUUGACAUCUUGAAAGCUGAAAAUGAAAGAAAACAAGAAGCGAAGAAAAUUUCCGAUGGAAAAAGUUUAUCUUUCGAUACUAAGAACGAUAAACGAAGUCUUUCACCGGACUCGAAGAAAUCUCAUGAAAUCGCUAACAUCGAAGCUGAAUGGGGAAUGUCAAUGAAGCAAAUCGAAGAGUUAAUUGGUGUGGGUAAUCGCAAACCGAAACGUCGUUGUGCCACAAAUCGACCAAAGAAUCUCGUUGAAACAUGGAGCUCUGAUGAAUAUGAAGAGUUCCAUACGACGAAAGAUAUCAUCGCAUUGAUUGAAGAUGCUGAAAAGAAAGCUCAACGUAAAAUUAGGAGUAGCUCAAAGAACAACGAGCCAGCGACACCAACUGCUAAUGCUUUCGAACCUGUAGCUAACGAGACUAAAGAAGUAUCUUUCGACAAGUUACCCGAGCCGAAUAAGAAGAAAGUCACCAUUAUGGCGAUGAGCGAAGACGAAGGCAAAGCUUCAGAAAAGGCGAAGAAAUCUGCACCGAAAAAGAAAGUUACAAUUGCUAAACCAGACAAAAGCGAAACAAAACCAAAAUCUCGCGGCAGAAAGAAGCAAACAACAUCAAAUAAACCCAAAAAUGUCGCUUAUGACUCGGACAGCGACUUUGAGCAUCACCUCAAGCCAAGCGUAAAGAAAACAGCAACUAUCAAACAACGUCGUACUACCAUCGCUGCCCCUCCCCCGCCAAGCGACUCCGAAUCCGAUGACUCGAUCAAAACGCUUCCAGCUAAAGUCUGGAACGCCAAAAACAAGGAAAAGCUCAAGGUCAUCCAGAAAAGCAAAGAAGCGGAAGACACAAAACCAAUUGGUCGCCGAAAACGUGUCGCAUCCGAAAUGCUCUACUAUUGGUCCUCGUCAUCCAGUGACGAUGAUGAGUUCGGCAAAAUAUCGGCACCCGUUAAAAAUCCCGAUGAAGACGAUUCGCUGGACAGUGACGAUCAUCAGCAGCAACAUGGCUGGAUUGUGGGAGAUUCUCACAAAAAGCUAGUGACACUUUUGGCUCAUGCCAAAGCAAAGAAGGUGGACGAUCACGGUAGCUCCAGCGGAGGUAAGAAAAAAUAAAAGUCAAAAUUAUACCAAAAUUUAAAACAUUUGAAGCCAACAAAAUUCUUGUAGCCUCUAGCCAUAAAUUUGAUAGACUUUGAAUAACAAAAAAAUUAUUUAAAUCAAAAAUAAAUUUUUAAACAGAAUAUCUCUAUAUAUUUAUUAUCAAAAAAAAAAAAUAUUUGGAAGUAAAAAAUAUGUAUCAAAAUUAAAAAUUUAGA
Messenger RNA from Culicoides brevitarsis, 12188 nucleotides. RefSeq names its product titin homolog. Gene Ontology annotation, molecular function: chromatin insulator sequence binding. The record is from RefSeq and is a predicted model, not a curated record. Gene Ontology annotation, cellular component: chromosome. NCBI's taxonomy places the organism in Eukaryota, Metazoa, Arthropoda, Insecta, Diptera, Ceratopogonidae. Gene Ontology annotation, biological process: regulation of transcription by RNA polymerase II.